Molecule: messenger RNA, 2104 nt
Organism: [Candida] anglica
Lineage: Eukaryota; Fungi; Ascomycota; Pichiomycetes; Serinales; Debaryomycetaceae
Source: the annotation of a GenBank genome assembly
AUAUUACUUUUCUAUUACACUUUAUAAUACAAAAAGGAAUACAUUAAAAUAAAAUAUGUCGAAAGCCAUCGGAAUUGAUUUAGGUACAACUUACUCUUGUGUUGCACAUUUUGCAAAUGACAGAGUUGAAAUUAUUGCAAAUGACCAAGGUAACAGAACUACCCCUUCUUAUGUUGCUUUUACUGAUACCGAAAGACUCAUUGGUGAUGCUGCAAAGAACCAAGCUGCUAUGAACCCUCAUAACACUGUCUUUGACGCAAAGCGUUUGAUCGGUAGAAAGUUUAAUGAUGCUGAAGUUCAAGAGGACAUCAAACAUUUCCCAUUCAAGAUUAUUGAUAAGGGUGGCAAACCAGUUAUCCAAGUUGAAUUCAAGGGAGAAACUAAGGUAUUCACACCUGAAGAAAUCUCCUCUAUGGUCUUAACCAAGAUGAAGGAGACUGCUGAAGAGUUUUUGGGGGUUCCAGUUAAUGACGCUGUUGUUACUGUUCCUGCUUAUUUCAACGAUUCUCAAAGACAAGCUACUAAAGAUGCUGGUUUGAUUGCUGGUUUGAAUGUUUUGCGUAUUAUUAACGAACCAACUGCUGCUGCAAUUGCCUAUGGUUUGGACAAAAAGGGAACCUCUGGAGGUGAAAAGAAUGUUUUGAUCUUUGACUUGGGUGGUGGUACUUUCGAUGUUUCAUUGUUAGCUAUUGAUGAUGGAAUUUUUGAAGUUAAGGCUACUGCCGGUGACACUCAUUUGGGUGGUGAAGAUUUCGACCACAGAUUGGUUAAUCAUUUCAUUACUGAAUUCAAGAGAAAGCACAAGAAGGAUUUGUCUACCAAUCAAAGAGCUUUAAGAAGAUUAAGAACAGCAUGUGAACGUGCUAAGAGAACCCUUUCUUCUUCUGCUCAAACUUCUAUCGAAAUCGACUCUUUGUUCGAAGGUAUUGAUUUCUACACUUCAAUCACUAGAGCAAGAUUCGAAGAACUUUGUGCUGAUUUGUUCAGAUCUACUGUCGAUCCAGUUGAAAAGGUUUUGAAGGAUGCUAAGAUGGAUAAGUCUCAAGUUGAUGAAAUUGUUCUUGUUGGUGGUUCUACUAGAAUUCCAAAGGUCCAAAAAUUAGUGUCUGACUUUUUCAAUGGUAAGGAACCAAACAAGUCCAUUAACCCAGAUGAAGCCGUUGCCUAUGGUGCUGCUGUUCAAGCUGCCAUCUUGACUGGUGACACUUCUUCUAAGACUCAAGACUUGUUGUUAUUGGAUGUUGCGCCAUUGUCUCUUGGUAUUGAAACUGCUGGUGGUGUUAUGACCAAAUUGAUUCCAAGAAAUGCCACUAUUCCAACAAAGAAAUCUGAAACCUUCUCUACUUAUGCUGACAACCAACCAGGUGUUUUGAUUCAAGUGUUUGAAGGUGAAAGAGCCAGAACAAAGGACAACAACUUGCUUGGUAAGUUUGAAUUGUCCGGUAUUCCACCAGCUCCAAGAGGUGUUCCUCAAGUUGAGGUCACUUUUGACAUCGAUGCAAACGGUAUCUUGAAUGUUUCUGCCUUGGAGAAGGGUACUGGUAAGACUCAAAAGAUUACCAUUACCAACGACAAGGGUAGAUUAUCUAAGGAAGAUAUCGAAAGAAUGGUCAAUGAAGCUGAGAAGUACAAGGAAGAAGAUGAAAAGGAGGCUGCCAGAAUACAAGCAAAGAACUCUUUGGAAUCAUACACUUACUCUUUGAAGAAUUCCAUCAAUGACGGUGAAAUGAAGGAUAAGAUUGGUGCAGAUGAUAAGGAGAAGUUGACUAAGGCAAUCGAUGAAACUGUUGCCUGGUUGGAUGACUCUCAAGCUGCCACUACUGAAGAGUACGCUGACAGACACAAGGAGUUAGAAUCUAUUGCUAACCCUAUAAUUUCUGGUGCUUAUCAAUCCGCUGGUGGUGCUCCAGGUGGUGCUCCAGGUGGUUUCCCAGGUGGUGCCCCUCCUCCAGCUGCUGAUGAAUCUGGUCCAACUGUUGAAGAAGUUGAUUAGGUUAAAAAGUUUGACUAAAGGUUCAAUCUUCAUUUCAUGGUACGUGGUUUAUUAGGUUCUUGUUUAUAUAUUAUAGGUUUUAAAUGAAUGUUUCAUAUAAUUAAAAUAAAA